AUGGAAAACUUGGGGAUGGUAGUUGUGGGUAUGUUUUCUUUGCCACUUUAUAUAUAUAUAUAUAUAUAUAUAUAUGUUGCAUAAAAAAACGGUCCUUGUAAAAAUGCGUCAUUUUUAUGUAAAAAAGCUGCUUUUUUACAAAUUGAGCGGUUGUAAAAAUACUGCUUUUUUACAAAAAUAUAUUUUUGUAAAAAAGCAGCUUUUUUACGUAAAAAAGCUGCUUUUUUACAAGUUACCUGGUUGUAAAAAUACUGCUUUUUUACAAAAAUAUAUUUUUGUAAAAAAGCAGCUUUUUUAUGUAAAAAAGCUGCUUUUUUACAAAUUAGCCGCUUGUAAAAAUACUGCUUUUUUAUGUAAAAAAGCUGCUUUUUUACAAAAUAUAUUUUUGUAAAAAAGCAGCUUUUUUACAAGUUACUUGGUCGUAAAAAUACUGCUUUUUUACAAAAAUAUAUUUUUGUAAAAAAGCUGCUUUUUUACAAAAUAUAUUUUUGUAAAAAAGCUGCUUUUUUAUGUAAAAAAUCUGUUUUGUUACAAAAGGUAUUUUUGUAAGAAAGCUGCCUUUUUUAUGUAAAAAUCCUGCUAUUUUACACGUAUAGACCAUUUGACAAACUCAUUUAUCGAAGACAAGCUGUUUUCCAUAGCAUGGUUCCAAAUUUAUUGAACUGUAGUUUUCGUGCGGCUAGUCACGUUCACGUUCCCGUGUCCCCUUUAUUGUGGGGCGUUUAAAUUCCCUUGUUAACUCGCUGACAGCGUUAAAAAUUUACGUUCUUUUUAUUCUUUUUAUUCUUUCUUCUUGUUUCCUUUGUCAUUCAAUUUUCCAGGACCUUCUAAUUGUUGGAUGCGAAGAAGGAACAGGCAGUAAUUUCAUUUGUUAUCCUUAUCGGCUGAGGUCACGCACGGCAGUAACUGCAUGUUAGGCAAUAAUAGAAUAGCUGGGUUAUUCACUGUCUUAUUUAUAAGCAAUGCCUGUCACAAUCUCUUGCAGCAACCAAAGACUUCUAUUCUCUCCUUCAUUGCUACUCUUGUUCAAGCCGAAAACUGUACAGAAUAUUGUUCUGUAUUAUUUAUCUAUUUUCCCAAGGUUAUCAGCUGCAAUGAUCAGUUUAACUGUCAACAAAAUACUUGGCUAUAAUGCUUUGGUGCUCUUAGCAGUGGAUAAAUAAAUUAUAACUCCAUUUCUAGCAUAAAAUCUCCAGCAAGAAUCAACGACAGCAAUUGUUAGGCAAUUUCCUGUAUUAUGUAUGAUGCGCUAAACUUCUAUCACGGGAUUCAUGCUAUGUUGAAAUCCAUGUUGAUGCAUGCAAGAUUGUCAUGUCUGCGUUACAACUUUAAGCUUUCAACAUGAUGUAGGAACAUGUUCAGUCGGCUAAUCAAGCAAAAGGAAACGCUAGCCUAUAGCUACAAGCGUACAUACACUCGCUUGUUAGUCUAAUUUUGCAAUACAGAGAGCAACUUGUAAGGCCAUAAAAACAGCAGACCACAGCAGCCGAUUUGUUUAUAAGAAUUUGGGACUAUAAAGGCGGUCUGUAACGUACGACAAUGCGUGUUUUAUUUUAGAGAUCGAGAAAUCAGCCAGAAAACACUUGUAAAGGCUAAACAAGUUUAAUAUGAACACUAGCUGAAAUCGCCAGCAACAUUUAGAGUAUGACCGUUUUUUUACAAAAUAUAUUUUUGUAAAAAAGCUGUCCUUUUACAAAUAUAUAUCAGUGUAAAAAAACAGCUUUCUUACGGUACCGUUUUUUUACACAACAUAUAUAUAUAUAUAUAUAUAUGUAUAUAUAUACCAGUCUCAUAUAUAUAUAUAUACAUUUACAUAUAUUUUUUAAUUCCAUUUUAAGCUACAGCUAGCAUGAUCUUGCCCACAAAUCAUCUCAAGUAGCCCCAAAACCCUUUUUGAUUGGCAGGAUUGAUUACAAUCCUUCUGUAAUUUGAAUUUUCCCAGAAAACAGCACUUGUCCGUCUGGCAAGUUAAAAACAAACAUCACUAUCCUGAUAGCAAUAUCCACUAGCCCCAGGCUAUCGGACAUGACUUUCUUUGCACGCUGAUUAUAUAUAUUUUAUGUAUUAGGUUUUGUAACUGACGGAGAGUUUAACUCAUUAAGGACCAAGGGCUCCCAGAGACCAGUCUCAGUAAUUCAGCUGAUGGCAGAUGCAAAGUCUAAGGCCAAAUCCAUUCCGGCUAGUCGAAUAGCAAGAUAUCUUACACCCAAGUGAAGAACAAAGGUAAAGUUAAUGGUUUCUGUACACUUUAUGCUCUCUGAUGGGCUGUUUGCAAGUCAACAGUGUCAUGGUAAAAGAACAAUAAUUAUUUUGGCUGAAUAUUCUCAAACAUCACAGACAUGGCUAUAAAUUAUUUAAGGAAAACAAAUUAUCGACUUCCAUGCAUUUAAGAGCCAUUAUCUGAGAAAAUCGAGAAUCGCACGACACUCGUCAAAAAAUCGAAUUUUUUUUUAUUUUGCCAAAACAUCCCUUUUAGUGACCUUAUUUAAGGAAAAAUAGUUUUGGGUUCAAACGAUUCAUUUUAAAGGAGAAAUUAGGAAAAGUUUGAAAAAUCGAUUUUAUGCUCGUUUUUCGCACAAAACACGGCAGGAUGCAAUGGCAACUUCGAGAGAAGGGUGAACGCGUAAGAAACAUUCCCUGACAUUGAAACUUCACCGAAUUAUUAUUUUGUUCUUACUCUUUAAAAUCCUAAAAGAAAAUUUGAUAAACAAUGCUUUACAUUUUUAUAAUCGACAAGUGUAAAGAGGUCAUAUUUGUGACGUUAGACGUGCUAGAAAAUGAAGGCCAACUUUGACUAUUAAAAAAGGCCUCUGGUAUAUGCCGCUUGAUCAUAAAAUCAAUAUAAAAUGGAGCCUUGGCUUUUGUACUAACUUACUUGAAAGUUUUAGCUCUGGAAAUCAAAUAUCAUCCUGACACCAAAGCAAGCGGUGAGAGCAAUUGAAUUGGGAAAUUUAUGCAAAUUAGACGGCUUGCGGACGGUAAAAAGAAGGUUUUAGAUGAAAGGAUUACUCACCAUUGCUUGUAACACGUUUUUACGGCAAGGGAAGUUAUUUCCAACUUCUUUUGCGUCGUUUUGAGUCACAAAAUAAAUAAUUUUUAGCCAAAAGACAAACGUACGUUUGCUAAGCAACUGCGUCCGAAUCCGGCCGUGAAUCGAAAGUCCCAACGCGUCGAAGCAAGAGUUACAAGAGUUUUUACUUCAGUCAGGAGGCAAUAAAAUAAUAAAAACUCAUCGCAAACUAUAAAUGACUUCGAUUUUGAAAACCUUUCAUCACUUCAAUCGUUCGUCGGCUGAUAAUAAACAUCGCACAAGAUCGUAUGACCUUUGGCGUGUGACCGGAAAUUGGUCACACGCUUCAGUCACGUCAGCAUGCUGUCACGAAAUUUUCGUAGCUGUUGUCAGCAAUUUUAAUACAGUUUUCACAUUUUUUGACAAGAACUCCCCUCAUCGCAGUAGAAACAGCCAUGCAUAUUUAUUUUUCUUUUAUUUACCUACUAGGCUUGGAAACAGCUUUUUUGCCUUCGAAGUACUAAACAGGAGGGGUACCUCGGAUUCCAAGUGUCGUGAGUGACGCGUGGAAGCGAAAAUCAAGACCAAAAAAGAACGAAUAUUUUGAAUACUUAAGUAAAGCCACAGCUAAAAAAAAAAUUUUUUUGUUCAAAAUAUUUUCAAACCAAGAAAAAAACAUACUUCGAUCAUCCCUGUGACUUGGAAUCUGGCCAGGGUACCCCCUCCCCCUCCCCUCCUCCCCUAUGCCGGGUCAAAAUACUAAGUUCCCCGGCCAAAUGUCCCAUAGUCAAGGGAGUAUACUCUCUUGCUGUAGUAAAGAACUUGCAGAAUAAUACCAAUUCUCCGUGGCCAACGGAUUCAACGCUAUAGUUUACUUUGGUUUUCGCCUAUAACCCCAACCGCGACCAAAUUAUGAAACCUGUUAUUACCAGAAAAAAAAAACACAAAGAAACAGUCAGUCAGAUAGACAGUACAUAAUAAAAAAGACCUCGAUUAAGAUUUAAAAAAAUCAAUACAUGACACUGUCGAAUACGAAAACCCAGAAACCAUUUUGUGGAAAAAAGGUUCGUAUACAGCUAUCAGCUGCUUUUGUCCACAACUCGCCGGUAGAGGUGCGCGGAAACUAGUGAUUGUGAAAUGGCUUCAAACUAUGAUCCUAUACUGUUGGAAUAUUACUUAUCACAGAAAGCUACAUCUGAUUUCUUCUAGCAGACACAAUCCUCUUGGUUCGUGUGGACAAAGUAGCUCAUCCCGGCUAUUUGCACCAUGCUACUAUAGUCUCCCUAGAUUCCCAAGCCUCACACGCAGACUUUCCUGUCCCACGAACGUUGGGUAGGAUUAUAGGACGAGCCAAAAGAAAGUGAAGGCUAUAGGCUCUCGCGAUGAUGCAAGGAAGGUCGAGUAUUAUAUUCCCCUAUCCUGGUCGCCCAGGGUAAGUCUUCGGAGGAGAGUGACUUAGGGGCCGUAUGUUCGAAAAGUUGACUAACGCCCCCGGGACUAACGCUUUCCCCUGGAUAAAUCUAUAUCCAAUAAGUAACGCAAUUGCUUCUUCUUAUUCGCUUGAUAGUGAUUUCCUGUUGUUCAACGUUUGAACAACAGGGCCCUAAGUAUUGUGUUUCGCCUUGCACUAAAAACCCAUAAACCUUAUAAAUUUCACUAUGGGACUUCAGCACCUCCCUUGAAUGAUCCAUUUCGCUAAACGGGACCUCAAAACAACGAUUCUGUGCAUCCUAAGGGAGUGUAUACUAUACGUUCCUGACUCUCGUCACUCACAGUGAGGUGAUGGUGGCUCAUACUCUAAUAGACCUAACACAGUCGAACCUCCAUGUGCGACCGCCAAUCCAAAAGACCAAAUUUUCCCAUUCAAAGCCUUAUAUUUGGAACCUCCAGUAAACGACCUUCUGUAAGUGACUGCGACCACUUUUGGGCGUCACGGUUAAUUGUUUUCCAUAAGCGACCAGUUGACGCAUUCUCUGCUCUCUAUUUUUGCUGUGUGCACUAUGUUCCUUGGAAAAUAUAAAGACCUUUAGUGACAUCGUGGAACUACACAUAUCCUAACUUAGUAGAUGUAGCCAACAAAGUGAAGAUUCUGUUGUGAUUCUAGACUAUUCUAUAUCUCACUCACCUGAAUCCCUCUUUAAAUUGAGCAUGAUUUAAAAGCUGUAUUUUUCAAAAGAGGUAAAAGAUAAUAUUUUGCCAGGAAUUUGUUACACCGCCAUUUAAUAGAAAGUGCCCGGACCUCUAGUGGACAUCUAACUGACAAUCAAAGUUUGUGCUUAUUAUUGGGGUUAUCUGGUGUUUACUCACCUCCCAAGCUACCCUGGGCGAGCCAACUUUUCAUCCAUUUCCUUACAAAACUUGGUAAACCAUUUACAUGAGAAACAAAAGGUUGGUUCGGAUAGACGCCUUACUACCAGUAGUGGGCGGGGUUGAGGGCUUCCGGAAGUCAGCCCUCCACUGAGCCGGUAGUGGUGGCCUCACCCUUCUAGCCCGGCUAAUAUUUCUUCAGCUAGCUGGGACGACACGGUCAAGGCUAGACAAAGACAGCAUGCGCAAGCACUGUUGACUCGGACAAAGUGGUCAGUUUUUUCCUCAUACAAACGCUCGCAAAAGUUGGCUCGGCUGGGAGGUUGACCUUCUCUCCGGCACAGCUUUUCUCCAUCCAUGGGUUCCAAACAGUCUUUUAGCAGUCACGUUUGAAAUUUAUAGGAAAAUGAUGUAGCACUUCAAAAAAUAAUAAUAAUAAAAAAUACACGUUUUUCACAGCCUGUCAAUGCCUAGAAGGUGUCUAUAAAAGAAAUCAACUGCAGAACAGGAGUCAAUUUCAGUUUUUUGCGCUUUUCAUGCUAGCACUGCGAAGCGGACUGGGGGUGCGAGACACGCGCGAUGCAUGGGGAACAAGUUCUGCAGGCUAUAAAAGAAAUUAAAAAACAAACAAACAAAUAAAGCAGGCCUGAUUUUAUUUCGAUGAGUCUAUUUUUUGUCGAAAGCAAACGUGAAAAAUCGUAUUAAAAUUCGUGACAGUAUGCUAACGUGACUUAAGCGUGUGACCGAUUUCCGGUCACACGCCAAAGGUCAUACGAUCUUGUGCGAUGUUUAUUAUCAGCCGACGAACGAUUGAAGUGAUGAAAGGUUUUCAAAAUCGAAGUCAUUAGUUUGCGAUGAAUUUUCAAUCUUUUGGCCUCCUGACUGAAGUAAAAACUCUUGCAACUCUUGCUUCCAAAGGACCGCAGUGACGUGUUGUGACUUUAUUUCGAUUCACGGCCGGAUUCUGGCGCAGUCGCUGAGCAAACGUACGUUUGUCUUUUGGACCUUUUGGCUUAAAAUUAUGGAUUUUGUGACUCAAAUCGACGCAACAGAAGUUGGAAAUAACUUUCCUUGCCGUAAAAACGUGUUACAAGCAAUGGUGAGUAAUCCUUUCAUGUAAAACCUUUCUUUUAGUUUGACAACCGUCUGCAAGCCGUCUAAUUUGCAUAAAUUUCCCAAUUCAAUUGCUCUCACCGCUUGCUUUGGUGUCAGGAUGGUAUUUGAUUUCCAGAGCUAAAACUUUCCAGUAAGUUAGUACAAAAGCCAAGGUUCCAUUUUAUAUUGAUUUUAUGAUCAAGCGGCAUAUACCAGAGGCCUUUUUUAAUAGUCAAAGUUGGCCUUCGUUUUCUAGCAUGUCUAACGUCACAAAUAUGACCUCUUUAGACUUGUCGAUUAUAAAAAUAUAAGACAUUGUUUUUCAAAUUUUCUUUUAAGGUUUUCAAGAGUAAGAACAAAAUAAUAAUUCGAUGAAGUUUCAAUGUCAGGGAAUGUUUCUUACGCGUUCACCCUUCUCUCGAAGUUGCCAUUGCAUCCUGUCGUGUUUUGUGCGAAAAACAGGAAUAAAAUCGAUUUUUCAAACUUUUUUUAAUUUCUCCUUUAAAAUGAAUCAUUUGAACCCAAAACUAUUUUUCCUUAAAUUAGGUCACUAAAAGGGAUGUUUUGGCAAAAUAAUAAAAAAUUCGAUUUUUUGACGAGUGUCUUGCGAUUCUCGAUUUUCUCAGAAAAUGGCUCUUAAGCCCUAUUUUCUUCAAUGUUCACACCUUGCUUCUGCACCAUGUCACUUUUGAGCAACAGAGAACCCAUAGCAUGAAUUUUAUUGCAAAGUAUCCUGCCCAGCAAGAUGCAGUUUUUUAAAAAUAUUUUUGGAGCUACCAAAUUAAAUGGUAAAGAGUUUGAAUGCAACUUUACAUUCUUGCUUUCUCUCAAAGGUGGGGCAGUGGAACCUGAAGUGCCACAUCCAGCUGUUCCAAUCAAAGAUGUCGUUCUGCUGAAAUCUCUCUUGGACGAUGGACGUUCCUUUACAUCUGCCCUCCGGCUCCUUAGACGAAGUCACUUUCCAUUUAACUAUGAUCCACAUCCAUGGAAGCCUGGUAUGUUAUGAUAAAGUUACCAAUAAGCCCCCAAUAGUUUAUUAAUGACAAAGGUUGGUGGCCAGCUUGGCACUAUUUCCCAAAGCCACCAAAGUAAAUGCUCAAAUUUUUUAGUGUGCAUUGAAAUAACUUUGCCCUUCAGCUCUAGGGAUGAAGUCACUUUCCAUGUAACUAUGAUCCACAUCCAUGAAAGCCUGGUAUGUUGAUCAUCACAUUUACUAUAGGCAGCUGACAAUUUAUUAACUUAUUUGUUUCUUUGUUCCAGGUAAUAGUAUCAAGUAAUUUCUUAGUAAAAAUUGUUAAAUAAGUUGUAUUAUUUUAAUUUGCUUGUCUUUAAGGUAAGCCUGAAAAUAAGACUGAAUGUUUAAAGUCUUUGAUGGCCACCUACCUGUACCGCAAGAAAGUAAAUGACUACAGUGCAUUGGGUGUUAACUUCAAAGAACAUCUCUAUGUCCCAGAAGUAAAUGAAGUGAAUGGUGAGACAUUUCAUGAGCGUGAAGAUCAUAAUCAUGUGUUGAAGCGCAUAACAUCAUGCGCUAGAGCAGGGACAAUCCCAUCAAUAGGUCUGCAGUACUUCAGAGAUGCUCUACAUGAUGAAAAUAGUGGCAUGACUGUCUUAUGA
Messenger RNA from Porites lobata, 8029 nucleotides. The record is from the annotation of a GenBank genome assembly. Lineage: Eukaryota; Metazoa; Cnidaria; Anthozoa; Scleractinia; Poritidae.